UAAUGGUUAAUAAUCGCUUUCCGUGCGGCGCAAACAAAAAUCAACUACCACACGCUCAGGUGACAAGGCUUCACGCGAUCGAUAUUUUGCACUUUUGUCGCACGCGAUUCUCGUUCCCCAGUUUCGUAUUGACCGUAAUCGUUCUCGUCCGGUGAUCUACGCGAUCCGCAAGGCCAGCUGUACGCCAUCGGUCGAGUGAGAACGGAUCAUUGGAUUGUCAACAGUAGUGCCCGUGACGAGCAAGUACCGAACACGAUGUGCGAUUUCAAUGUAAAGGAAGAAAACACGUCCGAAAUGAGCGAGAUUAAAACCGAGGGAGACGUUGACCCUAAGGCAUUGGACGACAUGAACCAACACAUUCAAAAUGUCCUGCAACAAAUGAGAGACAAAUUCCAAACAAUGUCUGAACAAAUAUUGACAAAAAUAGACGAUAUGGGUACACGUAUUGAUGAUUUGGAGAAGAACAUUACUGACUUGAUGAAUCAUGCUGGUCUAGAGACUCCAGAUAAAUGAUAUUUACAAUACUAUCAUAUUACACGAAAUGAAUAGGUCCAUACUUUGAAUAAUUUAUUGAUUUUAUUACGGCCUAUAAACAAUAUAAAACAAGGUAAAUUUAAAUGUGUCAUAGUUUAUAAAUGUCUCAAUUGUAUGUGUACUUUUUAUGUAUAGUCUAGCUGUCUUCCGUUAAACUCAUUAAUUCUUAAAACUAUACACACCAAUAAAACAUUUUUUACCUUAAA
Messenger RNA from Sipha flava (yellow sugarcane aphid), 740 nucleotides. RefSeq names its product heat shock factor-binding protein 1. Gene Ontology annotation, cellular component: nucleus; cytosol. Lineage: Eukaryota; Metazoa; Arthropoda; Insecta; Hemiptera; Aphididae. The record is from RefSeq and is a predicted model, not a curated record. The transcript has 3 exons. The coding region runs from base 256 to 513 and encodes 85 amino acids. Gene Ontology annotation, biological process: cellular heat acclimation. Gene Ontology annotation, molecular function: transcription corepressor activity.